AUGAACCCGCACAUCUCCGUCCCUCGUCAACAUGCUGGUCCUGCCAACUUUGGCUCCACGCCCAGUCGUGGGUCCAGUGUACGCAUGCCACGCUUCUUCAAGAGGCUCUUCAAGUUUCCUCAGAUGGACUUUGAAAUGGCAAUUUGGGAGAUGACUUCCUUGUUGAUUGCACCCAAGAAGGUCUUCAAGUCCAUAUACUACCAUAAACAAACCAAAAACACAUGGCAUCGCCCCGAUCCCUCCUUCACCUAUCUUCUCUCGUUCUUUCUACUCCUCACAGCUCUCGCUUGGGGCCUCGCAUAUACCCCUUCCUUCGGUGCCAUUGUACGCCUGUCAUUUCUAUUCAUCUUCGUACAUUUCAUCGGGUCCUCGCUGCUCGUCUCGACAAUCGGCUACUUCAUCAUCGGUCGCCUCUUCGGUCCCAAUGGCGCGGCUGCCUCCUUGACGGGUCUUCGUAGCUCGCGGAGUCGCCGGCGGGGCGCCGCCCAGGGUCUCUUUGUGCAACCUGGCGAAAAGGACCAGUUGGAGUUUGGGUACUGCUUCGAUGUCUCCAAUCGCGCUUUUUUUCCGCUGUAUCUCCACCUCUACGUGGUCCAGUUCUUGCUUCUUCCUCUUCUCACUCGUAGCCCAAGCAAUUUCCUGGCGACCUUCUUUGGAAACUCCCUCUAUCUUUCCGCCUUGGUGUACUACACCUACAUCACUUUCCUCGGCUAUAACGCUCUGCCCUUUCUGCACAAUACAGAGCUUCUACUCAUCCCCAUUCUCGCCUUUGCUGUUCUCUGGCUGGUCAGUCUCGUUGCUGGCUGGGGCGUUAUCAUGCAAGGCCGCAGCGUUGAAGGCCUUUUCUGGGGGGUAUGA
Molecule: messenger RNA, 858 nt
Organism: Penicillium macrosclerotiorum
Lineage: Eukaryota; Fungi; Ascomycota; Eurotiomycetes; Eurotiales; Aspergillaceae
Product: unc-50 family protein
Exons: 5
Coding region: 1-858 (285 amino acids)
Cellular component (GO): Golgi membrane
Source: RefSeq, a predicted model, not a curated record